Cordyceps militaris CM01 is the source of this 1701-nucleotide messenger RNA. Its product is annotated as dimethylaniline monooxygenase, putative. Lineage: Eukaryota; Fungi; Ascomycota; Sordariomycetes; Hypocreales; Cordycipitaceae. Gene Ontology annotation, molecular function: N,N-dimethylaniline monooxygenase activity; flavin adenine dinucleotide binding; NADP binding. The transcript is spliced from 4 exons. The record is from RefSeq and is a predicted model, not a curated record. The coding region runs from base 1 to 1701 and encodes 566 amino acids.
AUGGCGACUGAAAAGAGCAACGCUACCUACAGCCAGUUUGCUUGCAUCGGCACUGGUUUCUCCGGUAUCGGUUUGGGCGCGACACUCAAGCGAUGGUACAACAUUACUGACGUGGUGCUCUUUGAGCGCGAGAGCAAGCUGGGUGGCACUUGGCACAUUAACCAGUAUCCCGGAUGCGCCUGUGAUGUGCCGUCGCCCUUGUAUAGCUUCUCCUUUGCCCCCAACGGCGACUGGAAGCAGCUCUUCAACGCGCAGGCCGAUAUCUUCGACUACCUAACCAAGGUUGCUGAGGAAUAUGAUCUUCUCUCCAAGAUGCGGUUCAACGCCACUGUCGAGCGCUGUGAGUGGAACGAGGCUCGAGCCCGGUGGCGCAUGGAGAUUCGCGACGAGACAACCGGCACAGUCUCGUACCACGAAUGCAAGUUCCUCUUUAGCGGUGUCGGACAGUUGAUCCAGCCGCGCGUGCCUAAUUUCCCGGGCAUGGACACCUUCAAGGGCGACAUGUUCCAUGCCGCCCGCUGGAAGCACGACGUGUCUCUCAAGGACAAGAAUGUCAUCGUCGUCGGCAACGGCUGCACGGCGGACCAGAUCGUCCCCGCCAUCGUCAAGGAGACCAAGUCGCUGACGCAGAUUGUGCGCUCUAAGCACUGGAUCGUCAAGCCGCCGCUGAUGCCCAACCCGCGACUGAUGACCUUUUUGUUCAGGAGGGUGCCGGGCAUGCUCAACUUUAUACGCCUGACCAUCUGGCUCGCCCUCGAAAACUCGUGGCGCGCCUUCUACUUGACAAAGACGGCCGCGCGCCUGCGCAAAUCUAGCGAGGCGACCGCGCGCGCCUACAUGAAGGAGCUCGCCCCGGCAAAGUACCACGACAUGCUGAUCCCCGACUUCCCCAUCGGCUGCAAGCGUCGCAUCUUCAAUCCCGGCUACCUCGAGUGCCUCCACGAGGACAACCUCACGCUGACGGACAAGGCCAUUCUCGAAGUUGUGCCAGAGGGCGUGCGCACACAGGACGGCAUCAUCGAGGCAGACGUCAUUGCCCUCGCGACGGGGUACACCACAAACAGCUUCUUGCCCCGUAUCGAGCUCGUAGGCAGAAACGGUGAGACGGCCGAGGAGCACUGGGAAAAGACCAACGGUGCUGCAGCGUACAAUGCUACUCUGCUGAGCGGCUUUCCCAACUUUUUCAUGAUUCUAGGCAACGCAGGCCCAAAUACCGUCACUGGUCAUACCUCGACCGUCUUUGCGAUUGAAAACUCAAUCAACUAUGCACUACGCAUUCUCAAGCCCGUCCUGGACGGCGAGACCGUCUCGGUCGACUGCCUCCAGGAAGCAGAGGACCGAUGGGAUCAGACCAUCCAGGAGGGUCUGACAAAGACCGUCUGGGCUGACGGCAUCUGCAACAACUGGUAUUCUCGCAAUGCCAAGGGGGAGCAGGCUCGCAACUCGUCGACAUAUCCCUUUAUGCAGGGCCACUUUUGGUACAAGUGCUUCUUCCCGCCUACGCUUGACCGCCGGACAAAGAGGGUUGGCCGCUACAUCAAGAUUGCAGUCUUGGCAUUUGCCCUCUUCGCCUCUGUCAAGGCAGCGCGCGCCGUCAGGGAAGAGGGCUUCAAGAAUAUUUUUCAAGGUUACGCUAUUCAAGCCUUUUUGAAAUUUCACAUGCUUCGCAUGCGCGUCCAGCAAGCCAUCAGGGCCAAAUAG